AUUUUUUUUUUGCCGACAUGGCAGAGACUUGGACAGUUGACUAACGGUCAACGGGUUUGACCGUCCAAACAAACGGUCAAACCACGUUCCAGGCCAAUUCUGUCUAUAUGCUGCAUAGUUUAGGCCAGGAUGUUAAUUUCUCAAACCAAGAACCAAAAUUAAUUACAUGGUCAUAGUUCAGGUCAUAAUAAGAUAUUAACCUAAAGAUAAUGAUCAUAUACCAAAUAGGCAACCGGUGCACUAAUAUUUUGUUGUUGGGAAUUCAUCGUGGUUGGAUGAGACAAAAAAGAUUAACUAGUGUGCAUCAAGACGGAGGAGCUUUUUAGUGACCAUUGGCACCUUUAUGUGUGAUUACUUAAAACAAAGCUUGCAAACACGUAGUCAAAUUAUUGACAAAUACGUGAGAGAUUAAGGAAUUCUAAGGAACCAUCAACCAUUCGACCUUGAGAGGACGAGUUUCUCAAUGGAUCCUAAUGAAUCAUGAGAAGACAGAGUUUUCGGUGAAAUUAAAGGAGUAUUUAUAAGAAUUAUGUCGUUAAAAGUUCUUAAGGUGGAGCAUUCCUGAAAUGUUCCAAAAAGCAGAACGGUGUGGUAUUAGGCCAAAACAAAUAUGAUCUUGGUAAGAAAAAUGUUGGAAUGUUGUAUCUGUCGUGAGAGAAAAAAAUAUUUUCCCACCAAGUAUUGUAUAUAAAGGUUAAAUUUUGGGUCACUAAAUUAAAAAGAUAUUGUGAUAACUAAAUUCCUCAUUUUGGCGUGGCUUUGCAAAGCAGUUGUUUUAAUCCAAUUUUGUAGAGCAGCGAACAUUGUGAUUGUAGUCGCUGAAUAUCUCAUGAAUUUAUAUAUAGAUUAAAAUAACAUAAAUUACUUUGAUUCUCGAUCUCAAAGUUCUCGUUCAUACAUUGUUUGAAAAAGUGUGAGCCAUAAUAAUAGGUGUGCCUACGGUGACAUGCAUGUUAUGGUGACUUGCACUUUCCGGUCGACCUCAAUUAGGAUUAGGUCGACCUCAUUUAGAAUUCGGUCGACCUCAUAUAGGAUCAGGGCAACCUAAUCUGUUGUUUCAGUGUAAAAGCAGUUCAUGGUGCCUACUGUGGAUAUUCAUAUCAUACAAUUGGCUAGAUGGAAAUUGAAGACUAAUGACUUGUUUUGAAACUGGAGUGUCCCUCUACAUAUUGAAGUGGAAGAGAGCUCGAUAGGAAGUCCAGAAGAGCAUCUUUUAACCUCAUCAAAAGGCUAUGCCAAAACUGGGAAACUGCCUGGAAAUGGCUAAGUCCGGAAACAUGUUUGUGAAGCCUAUUUUGGAGCUCAAUUCGAGAAGCAUGAAUGCGAGUCGAGUCCAGGAGCCUCUACCACGUUAAAUUAGGUAUGUUUUUAUACAAAUUCAAGGCAUUGGAUGAAAGAUUGGAUAUCUGUAAGACUUCAAACAAAAGGGUCGAAGUUGCUACGAAGGCUGGUUUUCUGGCAGACUUCGAGCACAAGCAAGCUGCCAGAAAAACAACCUUUGUAGCAACUUCGAGCCUUUUGUUUGAAGCCUUAAAGAUAUUCAAUCUUUCAUCCAAUGCCUUGCCUUUGUAUUAUAAAAUAUGUAAUUUAACGUGGUAGAGGCCCCUGGACUUGACUCGCAUCCAUGCUUCUCAAAUGGAGCUCCAAAGUAGGCUUGACAAACACGUUGCCAGACUUGCCAUUUUCAGGCAGUUUCCCAGUUUUGGCAUUGCCUUUUGGUCAGGUUCAAAAAUGGUAUUCUGGACUUUCUAUUGAGCUCCCAAGUAGGAAUGGCAAUGGGGCAGGUCCGGGGCGGGUAUCUCGAUACCCAUACCCGCCCCAUGGCAGGUCGGGUCCAGGUCGGAUAAUUUAUCACGGCGCGUGGGUCGGGGCAUGUCGACCCAUUGGGUAUGUAAUUUAUGUGAAAAAUAUUAGAAAUAUUCGUUCUUUUCAUUGAAAGACCAAGAAAGAAACCAUAAUAUGAUAAAAUGUAGUUAAAUUAUUGAAGAAAUUGAGGUUUUCACUUAUUUACAACUUUAUUAUAGCUAAAAUAUAAUGUAAUAAGAGGAAAAUUUAAGUAAUUUAACUAAUAUUAUAUGUAAUUUAGGCAAGAACGGGUCGAGAAUGGGGCGGGUCAGGGCAGGUCGGGUCGAUGAGAGGUACCCAUGCCCGCCCCGCCCCGCCUACGGGGCGGGUUUGACCCGCCCCAAAACAGGUCAAACAGGUCGGGGAAAUCGGGUCAAGUCGAAAUUGCCAUCCCUACUCCCAAGUACUUUAAUGUGUAGAGGGACACUUCAGCUUCAAAACAAGCCUUUAAUCUCCAAUUUCCAUCUAGCCAAUUGUAAGAUAUGAAUCUCCAAAGUAUGCACCAUGAAACUGUUUUUACACUAAAACAACAUAUUAGGUCGACCUAAUCAUAUAUGAGGUCGACCGAAAAGUGCAUGUCACCGUGACAUGCAUGUCACCGUAGCAAAUCCUAAUAAUAUAGAUCCCCAUCCUCGUCAAAGUGAGACCUAUCUAUAUAACAAAACAAAACAAAAUUCUACCACCUACAUUAUAGUGCUCACGAAGGAAGAGAUAUUUUGUGGAAGAAAUGGGGCUAUGUAUGUUGCUCGAAUCACUUUGUUCUUCGUUAACCUUUCUUGGAAAGCAAAAGGAGGAAAAAGAGAGCAACCCUAUUUGUCAUUUUCUAGCAUAUUGAAGCCUUCAACUCGAUAUGCAAUCUUUCAUUAUCAUAACAAUUGCCAGCCAAAAACAUCAUUUUCAUAUCUUUUGGUUUUUUUUAAUAGAUUUAUUAGUUUAGCUAAGGGAAACUUGCAAUCCACGUUGUUUGCAUAUUGUCCAUGGAGCAAUCAAUGGAGGUGAUGAUAUUGUUGCUAUUACUAUGUAAGCAUGAAUCCCCCCUAUCCACAUAAAUGUUCUUUUAAAUCGAUGUAGCCCAAGAUUGUCAACACCUGGGUCGAUCCAGAUUAAUCCGAAUAUGGUGAGGAAAACGAGUGUCAGACCUCACUAGUCGACUAGUAUCAAGGUUCCCUUCGCCUAACCUUACCGUUGAAAACUGAACAUUUGAAUAUUGAUGUUAUAUUAGCAUGUUUGAAUUUACAUUAUAUGUUAGAUCUAAGUACGAACUGCUCUGUUAGUGUAAUGUUAUAUGUUAUUGUCCAUAUGUCAGACGAGGUUUGAUAUAAUUUAUAAAUGUAGGAACAAUAUAAUGAUCUUUCUCAUAUAUCUGAGCUAAAUCUAUUGGACUUUUAACCCUCAACCUACUAUAACAUGCUAAACAUCCUUGAUCUAGCCCAUUAAGUACUCACACACAAUAGUUUAAUGCACAAAGUCGAUGUCUCAUUCGUUACCAAAUGAGUUAACUCAUGUCUAGCAAGCUAACUCAAUUACAAGGUCGGAGGCUUUAUCCAUAUCUCUAACCUGAAUAAUACUAGAUCGUCAUAUCAAAAGCCUCAUAUGUUUGCGAGGUGCUUCAUGAUUUUCAUUUUUAUACCCAAUUUCUUCUAUACCCUAAACACAGUGCUUGAUUACUCUUCAACUACGUUAUGUCGAAAAUAUAUUUUUUGUCGCUCAAACAAAUCCGAUUUUAAAUUUAUCUCUCACUCUUUUAAGCUUCCAAAUUGUGAUGUAACCUUCCAUUAGUAAUGAAAAGAGGAAAUAGGGUACACGUUGCCAUUCAAUGGCUCCUUUGACAAAAAAAUAUGGACGGUGAUGGAGGAAAGAUUGAAACUUAUUGGUUGCAAUCAACCAACAAACUUUUGAUGUCAUUGUAAAAUUGCCUUUGUCCCUUUUUGGUGUAGCUUUUUUCUCCCCAAAAUAUUUAAUUUAAAGGCAUAUCUAUUACAAAGUGUAAAAGACAAUUCAUUGGAAAUUACCCGAGAAAGCAUAAAGAAAUACCCAAUUGGUUGCUUAGUUGAACCGGAAUUUGAUCAUUGUGUAACCCUUCAAUUGUUAAUUUAUUUGCUUAAUUUAGGUUAACUUUUCUAUAACCCAUAAUUGGACCACUAAAAUGUUAUUAUCCUUCAAAAUUUUGUGUUGUAUUUAUUAUUGAAGAAGUUAAUUAUUCUUUAUUUCCCCCUUUGUUUUGAGAAGGGGACAAGAUGUUGUUAAUGAUAUUAUUACACAGAAGACAAUGGCACUUGUACAUGUCAUUGACUAGAUCAAAUAGCAAUAAAAUUCCAGACCUUGAAUUGUUAUCCUUCUUACCACUUGAGGAGCCAAUUGGAUUUUCAUUUUGGAUUUGGAUCAUUCACUUGUAAAAGUGGAUUUGCAAAUUGCAAUGACAAACUACAGUGGUUUAUGGAUAAGUGCAUAAUUAAAUGAUCAUAAUAAUUCUUGCUAUUGUGACCAGUUGGUUUAUGAAUCUUUCGAUGAAUUUGUCCGUUAAUCACCUUGAUUGCUCACAAUGUAUUUAUCGUAUGACAACAAUUAGCACGACUAGCAUCACACUAUUACACGCCCCCUCAAACGAAAGGCAACCCACGGGCUUGAAGUUUGCACAGACCCACCAUACCUUGUGCUUUUAAUCAAAGGUUAGUAUUGGGGGUCGUGGAGAUUCGAGCACACGAUCACUUGACAAAACAAGCUCUGAUACCAUGUUAUGAACCAAUUGAUCUCAAUAACUCGAAUUAUUGGAAGAAAGUUCUGCAAGAUCUUAUACCACACUCUUACUAGAGAAACUCGAAUAUCAAUCCAUGUCUCCGCGAACUUCAUUUUAACAUAUGACCCAAAACUAUAUUCAGCCACUAUUUCACAAAUAGAAGAACAGAGAAAAAUCUGGAAAUUUUUAACGGCUCCCAUCCAGCCAGCUAGCCAGCCAAACAUCCUCCCAAGUCCCAACUACUGCUCUUUACUUUUCCCUUUGUUUUUCCUUUCAAACUAUAAAGAAGAAAACAAAACAGGAAGCACCUUAGAUUUUGCUCCCAACACAUAUUCCGUAGAAUCUUCUUCACCCUUCUCCUUAGUCCUUUCCCCCACACCUCCAAUUGCUCUCCUCCCAUUUCCCCUCUUAAAUUUCCCCAUCCCUGUACUCAGUUGCUUCCUUCCUUGGACACCCACACCACAAACAAAGCAUCCAACUUGCUUCUUCUACAGCAGUCUUUUGGACUCUGAAUAAAUAAACAAAGAUCACUUUUUUUCUAUCCUCAACUUCUUCUUCCACUUGGCCACAGGUCCAUAGGCAAGUAAAACACAGAAAGAUAAACUGCAUAAAAGGGAGGGGCCGAAAUCAUGUGUGUUCAGGACGCAGAGAGCGUUGCCCAGGAAGCGGAAGUGGAGGAGGAAGAGAAGAGGAUGCUGAAGAACGACGGCGGCGGCGGAGGAGGAGGAAGCAGCGGCGGCAGUACUAACAAGAAGCAGGCUCGGCCGUGCAACCAUACCCAGAUGGAUAAUUGGGAGAAAGACUGCUCCUUUAUGGCCUCCGGCGUCGGUGGUAACUCCUGCCCUCUGGAGAGCAUUAACGAGGAUAGAGUCUCAGCAGAAAGGAAGAUGACCAAUUUUGUCCCUGCCCUUAGGUCAGGGGAGUGGUCUGAUAUUGGUGGCCGCCCUGAAAUGGAGGACACUUAUGUUUGCAUUAGUGACUUGGCUAAGAAGUUUGGCUGUGAUGAUCUGCUGACUCAGGAGGCCAUUUCUCUCUACGGUGUAUUCGAUGGCCAUGGGGGAAAAAGCGCAGCACAAUUUGUCCGAGACCACUUGCCGAGGAUCAUUGUUGAAGAUGCCGACUUUCCUCUCGAGCUCGAGAAAGUGAUUACGCGAUCGUUUGUGGAGGCAGAUGCUGCUUUUGCAGAAUCAUGCUCUUCUGGUUCCACAAUCUCUUCCGGUACAACUGCACUAACUGCAAUGAUAUUUGGGAGGUCAAUGCUCAUAGCAAAUGCAGGUGACUGCAGGGCAGUCUUAUCAAGAAGUGGAAUGGCGAUCGAGCUGUCCAUGGAUCAUAGGCCAUGCAGCAUUAUCGAGAGACUCCGAGUCGAGUCAUUGGGAGGAUAUGUCGAUGAUGGUUAUCUCAACGGUCUUUUGGGUGUUACACGUGCACUGGGAGACUGGCACCUCGAAGGAAUGAAGGACACAGGUGAAAAGGAAGGUGGUGGUGGCCCACUGAUUGCUGAACCAGAGCUCAAGCUAAUCACACUGACACGCGAGGACGAGUUUCUGAUCAUAGGUUGUGAUGGAAUCUGGGAUGUGUUUUCCAGCCAGAAUGCGGUGCACUUUGCCAGGAGGAGGCUUCAGCAGCACAAUGAUGUGAAGCAGUGCUGCAAAGAAAUGGUGGAGGAAGCUAUCAAACGAGGAGCGACCGACAACUUGACGGUUGUCAUUGUGAGCUUUCACUCAGAGCCGCCUCCAUCGACUGUAGUUCCGAGGGGGAGAGUGAGGAGGAGCAUCUCUGCUGAGGGACUGCAGAACCUGAGAUGUCUGCUACAAGGAUAAUGCCGAUAAUAAUUGUCUUCUUUUUCGGUUUUCUUCGCCCAUGCUUUUAGGAGGGUAAGAAGCUAAUCAAUAAUGGUGCAUACAUCUUUUUCUUUUCUUUUUUGUAUAUACAUUCAUAUUGGGGAACAAUAGAUUUCCCCUUGCCCUCAUUCAGUGUCGAGGAACUGUAAUAUCAAAUUCUGGACAUAAUGUUUUGAGAUGUACAUACAUAUAUAAUUCAUCCUCUAUGAACCACUCAUUUUGAUCUUGAUAUGAGAUCGAAUCAGAUCAUCCUAAAUGUGAUCACAUUGUGAGUUUAUGUCUUUAACAGUGAUUACGAAAGUGGAAUGAACAACUCCAAACUUCCAAGCAGCCCUUUCAGCCAACUAUUAGGUUGUAAAUUAUCGUUCUUACCACAGCGAGUUCAACACUUGUGGCGAAAAUCAACAAUGCAGCGCCAUCCACUACCGCUUGGCUACUUCUUUGAUAGCUAUCAUACGGUGAUCACGAAAGUGGGGGUUAGUGACUCCGAACUUCCAACCCGCCCUUUCAGCCAGCUAUGAGACUGUACCUUAACAUUCAUGCCACUGAGCUCAUCACCUGUGAGAAAAUCAACAGUGGAGUUCGACAUCCAUUGUCACGCUGGUAAAUUUGCAAUUGAUGCAGCCAGUAUGAACACUUAGCCUGCACGCAGUAUCUAUCAACUAGAUUCUCAAUGUCGCGCAACAAUUGCCAAGAGCAACUGUAUCUGAAUGGUAUCUCUACUUCUAUCAUAUGGAACAACUUCUGUAAUCUGUAUGUUGCUAUAAUUUGAGAGGGAGAAUACAACUCAAAAGGUGAAUCUUAAACCAAAAUGAAUUCUUCUGUUCUUCAAAUGCCAGAAUAUAUCCCCAAAUUCUUUGGACAAAAGAGAGAAGCGAACUAAAACCUACAUUCAGAAAGAUCACAAAAACAAAUAGAAAUAGGCUAUUCAC
Molecule: messenger RNA, 7358 nt
Organism: Linum trigynum
Lineage: Eukaryota; Viridiplantae; Streptophyta; Magnoliopsida; Malpighiales; Linaceae
Source: the annotation of a GenBank genome assembly